Sycon ciliatum is the source of this 5089-nucleotide messenger RNA. RefSeq names its product mucin-2-like. The transcript is spliced from 7 exons. The record is from RefSeq and is a predicted model, not a curated record. The coding region runs from base 233 to 4882 and encodes 1549 amino acids. NCBI's taxonomy places the organism in Eukaryota, Metazoa, Porifera, Calcarea, Leucosolenida, Sycettidae.
GCAGUAGUAGCAAUAUGCACUGUAGGAUACACACAGAUUAGAGGCGGGAGAGAAGAGGAGAAUGGUGGUCAGGAACAGAGGAUGUUGAGACAAGCACAUGUAGACCGAGCUGAGCGAAUGGAAGAGUAUUGUUGAAUGACACUAGCAGAUAGCGAUACACUCGUCGUUCAGGCUGUUAGCUAUUAUCGCAAACACCAAACCUUGUAACUUUAGCCUACAUUAGAAGAUCGUCAUGGGGAAGGUGUUAAUGUUCUGGACACUCGUACUGCUGCUCACUCUUGCAAUGUUGUGUGGUGAUCUCUGCCAUGCAAUGAUCGAGAAAGCAAAGGGUGGAGUCAGCAACGCCCAGCGCAAAGUCAGCAGCAUGUCCUUCUCGUACCAGGUGGAGAUCAUCCAAUCCCUUGGCAAGCAUCAACAAGCAUCGCCCGUCCCAAUAUUUAUCAGCGGUCCAGACGUUCAUGCCGGGGGCCACAUUGGAUUCCCUUCUGAACCAUUUCGAAACCUGACCUAUUUGCCCGCGGAUGUGAACGUGUGGGUCGACAAUAGGCCAUGGGAUGUGACAGAUACGCGCCUCUUUCGACAUGGCUCCGGCACGGAACACUUUAUGACACUCACCGAUAGCGAGAAGAAAGACCAAGCUCUAGUAUUCAACGUCACCAUCAGGAACAAAACGGCAUACUUCCAGAUAGUCUUUGGGAGUCUGGACUUCAAAAUGUUCGCAGUGCCUGGGCCGAAAAGGCGUUUUCACCUGGCGCGAAAGACAGCACUAGUUGGAGAAUCUGUGAUUGUAGAAGGAAUUCGCGUGGACGAUCCAUGGAUGCAGGAUAUGGUGAAGUUGGAAGUUUUUCACAACCUUGUGGACGUUACAGGCAGCAAGCGGCUCAAGACCCUGCCAAAUGGCGGCUUCUCUCUCGUGAAUGUGACGUGCUAUGAUUCCGGAAACUGGUUUGUCAGGGCGACACAUGCCAGCUCGCGUACAGGGUACACCCAAGUGAUUCAGCUCAUUGUGAAAUGUAAAAUUCGGUUGACGACACCGUCAUCUUCACCAGGACAGCCAGAAAGAACGCCAUACAGCACUAGAUCUGUUUACUCCUGCCGAGCAAUGUCAAACCCCGCUCCAUAUCUCUACUGGACCGUCAUGAUGCCAAACGGGUACGUUAACCGUUUCUCCACCAGCACACGCCUUGUGCAUCAUGACGACUUGGAACGGGAGGCGAUUCUGACUCUGCGGCCAGAGCAAAUGGAGAUGUUCAAUGGCGGCAUUCUUCAAUGCGUUGGAAUCAGAGGUCGUCGCAGGGAGCUCGUGGUACUCAAAACAACGCUUCUGGAAUUCUUGGACCGAACGACAACCCCGCUACUACCCGCUACGUUGCCAUGGAGAUCUCAGCUGCAUGUGACUUCCCAGACUGAUCGUGUUCACGUAGGAAACUCUGCGGAGAGAGGAGAUGAUCGCCGAGGAUACUUAACCCCGGAAUCGACACCACAGUUUGGCAGUCACUCUCCACCGAGUGAUCUUGAAACAGAGGUGACGCCUGACCUGACCUCGCCAGUGGACAACACACCGCCAUCAAGGAAACCAUCCACAUCGUUGAUUGCUCAAACAUCCGACCGCUCCACUGUCGUCCUUACCUCCAAUAACCGCAUCCAGCCCACCACCACCAGUAGGCCGAAGUCCACCACCAAAAGCCAUGCAUCCACCUCUGACAGUCAGUCAUCCUCGUCUACGACCACCAUCACCAGAACUAGCACUGUCGCCUCCUCUCCCACCAUCGUUACCACGGUGAUGUUGCCAGCUGACGCAACCAGCAAGCUACUCCCAACCUUUCCAAAGCAGAAUCCACAAACUACUGUCCAGACCCACAGUAUCAGUGGUACCACCAUUACCCGCACACCCACUGUGUCCACUUCACCACCACCACCAACCACUUUCCCGCCAGGUUCAGUUGUUGAAAUUGACUUGGCCACAUCAACAGCAUCGCUCAUGGACACUGCCAUUAGUCCUAACAUGCCAUCCACAGCUUUCGUGACCGAAGUCAGAGCUACAAACAAGCCACUUGAGACAAUUGUAACGACAUCAGCCCCAAUUCCAGCAGCUGCAACCCCAAAGAGACCAUCAUCAUCGAAAUUUUCUUCUCGACCAACAUCUACAGCCUCUCUCUCACAACCCACCAAAACAACUACCUCUCCCUCACAACCCACUACAGAAACUACCUUUUCGUCACAACCCACCACAACAACUACCUCUCCCUCACAACCCACCACAACAACUACCUCUCCCCCACAACCCACCAAAACAACUACCUCUCCCUCACAACCCACUACAGAAACUACCUUUUCGUCACAACCCACCACAACAACUACCUCUCCCUCACAACCCACCAAAACAACUACCUCUCCCUCACAACCCACUACAGAAACUACCUUUUCGUCACAACCCACCACAACAACUACCUCUCCCUCACAACCCACCACAACAACUACCUCUCCCCCACAACCCACCAAAACAACUACCUCUCCCUCACAACCCACUACAGAAACUACCUUUUCGUCACAACCCACCACAACAACUACCUCUCCCUCACAACCCACCACAACAACUACCUCUCCCCCACAACCCACCACAACAACUACCUCUCCCUCACAACCCAGUACAGUAACUACAGAAACCACCCGUGCACCUACUCUGAAUGGAAAAUCUGCAGUGCCAUCAUCUUUCCUUAUAAUGGUUUUGUCCACAAUGAGCCCCAUUAUUAACGCACAAACGAAACCUUUAACCGACAUAGGCCCUAAACACAAUGAGAGCACCCCAGAGCAGCAAUCUACAACCAGGAAUCCAACUUAUAAAACGAGCAGUACUAGUAUUAUCACAACAUCCAGAUCCAGUGUGAGCCAUCAACCCAACCAUAAUCUUACCCAUACAAGUGUUAGUCCUGCGACCGGCGCUACAACGCCUGGUGUGAGGACUUCCUUGAACACCCACUCUGGCACUGCCAUUCUAUCACAGACGGCACCUGGCCAGUCACGCCCGUUGCAUUCGACAACAGUUUCCACAACGCCCGCAGCCAGUGCGGACACCACUACGCGAAUUAAACCCGUACAUGUCAGUAGCAGUAGCAAACGUGAUGGCAGUGUACUCAGAGCUAACACCAAAGACACUGCCAGUCCAACCCAGUCUUCCGUCAGCCUAUCUGGACUAUACAAUAGCAAGGGCACUGAGUCCAAUUCACGCUCAACCCGAGCAGUGUGGGAGGACAUUGAUAGCUACGACAAGCCACCGACCGACCCAGAAUCUGAGAGCAAUGAGCCAAACGCAGUGCUGGAACCAGCCACGGCGAGCCACCCUGUGACCAGCUUUCUAUACCAUACCAGUGAAGUCACUAAUGCAUGGCGUACUACACUGAUAGAAACUUCACAUAUGUAUAUGACCGCGAUCAUUGACUGGGCAGCUGUUACGACUCCUGGAUUCGAGGAGGACACAGUGAACUCAACGACACCUCGCGAUUGGGUCCAGCUUCUGCUCCUAAUUGGCGUGAGCUUGAUAGUAUUCGUGGUCAUAGUGGGUAUAAUUGUAGUUAUAAGUUAUAAAGUACAUACCCGUCACAAAGCCAAUGCCUCCACUGACCAGAGCAGUUCAAACAGGGACAGAAAAAGCGAGGAGAGGAACUGCAAUGAAGGUGAUACACUACGGAACGAAACUGACUCCGAUGUGGAAACCAGCAGUACGCGGGCACCAGUGGAUUCCAAUAGUUUUAUCUUCCCUGAUCAACGUGAACCAGUCGACAUGCCGCCAGACCCUCUCGCACAAAACGGAGCACAGGUGGAUGCAGACCCGUACACCGUAAAUUUGAGCUUGCAGAACAUUGAUGGCGCAAGCGCCGAUACCCGGACUCUGCAAGCAUGCGCUAGCACAAUGGGACACAGAGAUCCUGCUACUGGAAGCAUUGCAUCACUGUCAAGAUUGGAGGAAACCACGCGAGCACAUCAGCGUGCCAAUGACCAGUGCAUGCAAGUACAGCAACGCAGUGCUCCACCAGUGUUCCGGGAUGAACCACCAGUCAGCCUGCCAUCCAGAGCUUGGACGCAAGGAGGAGGAAUCCUUCAGCGCAAUGAGCACCAGCGACAGCGCCAGCAGAUACACUCGUUUGACCAACUACAGCUAGGUACAGACGAGCAGCAGGCAGAAUCCCAGCAGCAGGCACAACCCCAGCAGCAGGCACAGUUUACCUACCCGGCGGGUUCGGAACAGAACGGCCCCCUUGGCAUGACAAGCUCAUAUCUAGAGCACAGUGGAGUCCCGAUCAACUCUGACCUAAAUCACAAUGGCGGUGAAGUUAUCGAAUCUUCUCCAGUCCUCGCUGUUCCACCCAGCGCAUCCUUGAGUGUGUAUUUAAACCAGUACACACAUUCACGUGUUCAACAACAGCCUGAGCAUACUACUCAUCAAGACCAGCAGUCACGACCAACAGUGCGGGUACUUCCCAUACAACCAGUAUCAUCACUCCAGACGCAUGAUUCUAUCUCGGGUGCAACCGGCAUCCAGGUGACGAAUGGCAGCAGGUAUAGCAGCCCACCACACGAGUACACCAGCGGAGCAUCACACGAGUACACCAGUGGAGCAUCACAGUUACCCACACAAAUCAGCUCCGCUGAGCACAGACCCGGACCUCAGAGUCUACAGAGCUACGGUGGUCAAUCACUACAGUACGAUUCGCUACACCUACCGCAAGUACCGCUGCCGUUGGCAACACCUUCGCCUCUGCCACCGCCGUCAAUGCCCCUGCCAUGUACACAACGCCAUCCAUCGGUGAGCAGCCAGGAAAGUGGAGAGCCACCGACCGGAUCGCCGAUUGAUGAAGCCGGUCCCCUGAGCAUGGAUAACUAACAGCCAUUCUACGCGUGGACGUUCUUCUUGCUCAGUCCCAGAAGAAGUAAUGCCUGGUGUGUGCAGAAUGAUAAUCUCCAACUUCUUCGCACCUGUCCCGGUUCCUCUUUAGAUCUUUCUCAAGUGUAUCUCCGUUUCCAUCGCACAAUCUGAACAUUUCGGAAUGAGGUAAAGAGAAAGUAGCAUCAAUAACCAUUCCUGCUUACC